Malaclemys terrapin pileata is the source of this 1726-nucleotide messenger RNA. RefSeq names its product ankyrin repeat domain-containing protein 9-like. The transcript has a single exon. The record is from RefSeq and is a predicted model, not a curated record. Bases 82 to 972 code for a protein of 296 amino acids. Gene Ontology annotation, molecular function: protein binding. NCBI's taxonomy places the organism in Eukaryota, Metazoa, Chordata, Testudines, Emydidae.
GCAUCGGGAUCUGCAUUCAAAGUGAGUGAAGCUUACAUUCUGGAGCGAGCUUGCGUGCAGGUCUUGUUUAUUUGCUGAGACAUGGCCAGUAACCAGGCCAGCCUGCAGGAUGAGCAGAGCAGGCAUUGUAAGUUCUUAUCCUAUAUGUUCUACCAGGCUGUGAGAGACCACAAACCGGUAUGGAUGCUGGAAGAUAUGAGAACUAUGGAAUAUUUUUACUGGGAGGAAAAUGCCAGCCUGAGAACGUAUUCACCUUCGGAAGCCCUUCUCUAUGCAGUGGUGCAUAAUCACCUGCCUUAUGCCCAAUAUCUGCUGUCUCAUUUUCCAGAGGAGGCUCUCAAGGUGCCUGGAGAGCAUUUCUGCUAUUGCCCGUCCUCUGCCCCUCAUUUGGCCAUGGCAGUCACAUACGACAGGAGGGACAUUUUGGGGCUGAUCAUCAAGAUUGCACACAAGCUACCCAGCUUAAACUCCUACAUCAACAGGACCGGCUGCUUUCAUCUGGAAGAUGGCAAGACCCCGCUGCAUCUUGCCUGCGAACUGCUGAGGUCAGAGACCGUCCUCAUCCUCCUAGGGAACGGGGCUUCUCCCAGGAUCGAGGACAGCAAAGGGCUCACCCCAUUGGAUGUCAUCCUGGAGCAGAUGUGGGACUCCAAAGUCAACGUGGCAUCAAAAAAGCUCUGCCUCGAUUACCUCUUGCUCUUCAUGCCUAGCCCACAGUUUAAGAUGCGGAGAGUUCUGCAGGAUCACCCAGACCACUGGACAGCUUUGCUAGGGGAAGACAAAUUCAACACCCUGGUGGGGAACACACCUGCUUCUUUAUACCUGCAAGCUAUGCAAACUAUUCUCCAGUCUCUCCCACCUUCCCACUUUCCUAAAAGCAUCCAGGAACUACCUAUACCUCAGGCACUAAAGCCCCUACCUUCCUACGGCAAAAAGUUACAGACAAAAAAUGUGGUAAAUGUUUUUCCUUGACUAUUUUGGGGGGGUUGGAUUUUCAAAGGCACCUAAGGGAGUUAGGCACCUACCUUCCCUAGAAUUUCAAUGAGAUUUUGGUACCUACCCCCCAUGGGCCCCAUUUGAAAAUCCAAUAUUUUAUGAGAAGAUUUUCAGUGUUUUUCUAAUCGAUUGCAGGCACGGCACUUUUAAAAGCAAAAUCCUUCUUUUUUUAUUGUUGUGCAUGUGAAGGGUUAAGUUUUAUUGAAGCAAUUUUUUUAACUGCCAGCUGAAAUCAGUGUAUCUAAAUUCCCAGUAUAUUAACAUUAUCCUAUGUAAAUUAUGCCGGUGAAAAAGAAUGACCUGUCCAUUGGGAUUUGCAAAUACUGUAACUAUGGAACUGUAUUCUACCAGCCCUAUAAAAACCAGCAACGGGGUUGAGAUGUCAGGUUUCCUUUCUGCUCCAGUCAUGAUCAGAAAUCCUGUGGCUCACAAUACUCUUACUGCAGUGGUGUUGAGUCAGUGCUGCAGACUACUAUUGCAUUUCCUCAAUUAGAGCCAGGGACGCGGUGUUCUUGCUCAGAGGAUAAAGACAGGCAGCAUACUGAUGAGAAGGCAUCCUUUUUUUAUUUGGGAGUGAGAGGGUUAAAGGCGAUCCCAGUGCUGAAGCUUCUAUAGAAUUGUGCAGUGGGGCGGGAACCAUCUUUCAUGCUGUUCAGCGAAAAAAUGCAAAUCCGGGCAAUACCAGCGAGUGGAAGUCCAUCUUUAAGGAGUGACAUUUAGUUCCCCGGGA